Molecule: messenger RNA, 1140 nt
Organism: Hibiscus syriacus
Lineage: Eukaryota; Viridiplantae; Streptophyta; Magnoliopsida; Malvales; Malvaceae
Product: CBS domain-containing protein CBSX5-like
Exons: 2
Coding region: 1-963 (320 amino acids)
Molecular function (GO): protein binding
Source: RefSeq, a predicted model, not a curated record
AUGGUUGAUAUUAUCGGUUUCUUAUGCAAGGAAGAAAACUUGUCGAAUCCUGGAACUGCUCUUCAAGCUCCGGCUUCCGUUUUCAUUCGUAAAGGAGACGUUGUCCGCCAUGUAGAACCUAACGCGAGUUUGGUGGAAGCUAUAGAUUUGAUUCAGGAAGGAGCACAAAAUCUGGUAAUACCAUUGGAGAACGGAUGCAGGAAUUCAAGGAGAAAGCUUCUUCAAAACGCUUUGUCGAAUUCAACCUUCCAUAAUAACCGGCAAUAUUGUUGGCUAACUCAAGAAGAUAUAGUUCGUUACCUUGUGAAUUCAAUUGCUCUUUUUAGCCAAACUGCUGUCAAUCCAAUCAACUCCCUUGACAUAAUUGAUGCUCAGAAUAUCACGACCGUUCAUUAUGAUGACCCGGCUUCAUUGGCCUUGCCCUCCAUUUCCCGGUCCCUUGAAAUACAAAAUUCCGUUGCAGUCGUAGACGGUGAUGGCAAGUUGGUCGGAGAAAUUUCGCCCUUCACUUUGAAUUAUUGUGAUGAGGAUGUUGUGGCUGCCAUUGCGACACUCUCAGCUGGUGAUUUGAUGGCUUACAUUGAUUGCGGUGGACCACCGGAGGAUUUGAUUCAGUUGGUGAAAGAGAGGUUGCAAGAAAGGAAUCUAGUGAAAGCCCUGGAAUUGAUGGAAGAAGAUUCAGGGAUUUCCUCUGGAAUCUCAUUGGUUUCAUCGUUGUGUUCCUCGUCCUCAGAGGAUGAGGGGUUCGGGUUUGGGAGGCGCAAUGGGAGGUUGGGAGGGUAUUCAGCAAAAGUGGUGAGGACAUCAGAGGCCAUUGUAUGUCAUCCAUGGAGCUCGUUGGUGGCAGUUAUGAUUCAAGCACUCUCACACCGUGUAGGUCACGUCUGGGUUGUCGAAGAAUAUCAAACUUUAGUCGGGAUUGUUACCUUUGCUGGGAUGCUAGAAGUUUUCCGGGAAGAUUGAGGACCAUGGCUUAGGCUAUCAUUGAAGAAAUCCGAACAUAAACACCAAAAAGAAAAAGAAAUCCACAAUAAAAAAAAAACUUGAUUUGGUGAUUAUAAUUCGGAUGUAUUGAUUCAGGGAGACCCAGAAAUGAAAAUCAACCUGAAAGAAAUCAAUAGGAAUCGUUUUUGAGUUUUC